Neoarthrinium moseri is the source of this 1350-nucleotide messenger RNA. RefSeq lists its product as uncharacterized. The transcript has 5 exons. Gene Ontology annotation, molecular function: hydrolase activity, hydrolyzing O-glycosyl compounds. The record is from RefSeq and is a predicted model, not a curated record. Bases 1 to 1350 code for a protein of 449 amino acids. Lineage: Eukaryota; Fungi; Ascomycota; Sordariomycetes; Amphisphaeriales; Apiosporaceae. Gene Ontology annotation, biological process: carbohydrate metabolic process.
AUGAAGGUCUUUCACUCUGGCCUGCUGCUGCUAGCGGCAAAGACCGUCACAGCGACCCUUCAAAUUGUACCGGGCGCUACCUGGACAGCGACCAAUACUGGGGCUCACGUCCAGGCCCAUGGCGCUGGUAUUAUCAAGGAAAACAACGUGUACUACAUGAUUGGCGAGGACAAGACCAACGGCAGUCCUUUCCAGAACAUCAACUGCUACUCAUCACAAGACCUGGUCCAGUGGACAUACGUGGGUGCAUUGCUAUCCCAGACAAGCUCCGGCGAUCUCGGGCCCAACCGUGUCGUUGAGCGACCCAAGGUGAUCUACAACUCAAGCACCAAGAAAUAUGUGCUCUACUUGCACAUUGACGACAGCAGCUACGGCGAGGCUAAGGUCGGCGUAGCCACGAGCGACACGGUCUGCGGCAAGUACACGUAUAUACGGAGCUUCAGGCCCCUUGGCUACCAGAGCAGAGAUCUCGGGUUAUUCCAAGACGAUGAUGGGAAAGGCUAUCUCUUGACCGAAGAUCGAGAGAAUGGGCUACGCAUCGAUGCUCUUAGCUCUGACUAUCUCAACGUCACAAGCGCGACGUAUCUGUGGAGCCAGUCGAUCGAAGCACCGGCUAUCCUGAAGAAGAAUGGAUAUUACUUCAUGUUUGGCAGUCACUUGACAGGCUGGAGCCCAAAUGACAACGUUUACUCCUAUGCUACCUCCUUGAGUGGUCCCUGGUCUUCUUGGACCACGUUUGCCACUACUGGCAGCAAUACAUACUCAUCUCAAACCAACUUCAUCCUGCCGUUCGGAUCCUCGGCCAUUUACAUGGGUGACCGCUGGGUGUCGACUAACUUGCAGCGCUCAACAUACGUCUGGUUGCCAUUGCAAAUUUCUGGCACCAAGGUCACCAUGGCCAACUACGUGAACUGGGUUCCGAACGUAUCGGCUGGAACCUGGGCGGCAGGGCCUUCAGAGACACAGCCUGAAGCAGAAUCGGCAACACUUAGCGGUGGAGCAGUCACUUUGAGUUGCUCCGGCUGUUCUGGGGGUACGGCGGUCGGUUAUAUCGGUGGCAGCUCAUCCGGCACAGUGACAUUCAAGGGCAUCAGCAGUUCUGCAAGCGCCAAGUCCACCAUAAGGAUAAAGUAUGAGAACGGGAAUACUUCACAGAGAUUCGGCAAGGUGACAGUAAACUCCGUGACGUACAACGUUGCGUUCUUGCCUACGGAGGACGGAAACAGCCCGGGAUCUUCUGUUGUGCAUGCGCAACUUAACAGUGGGAGCAGUAACACUAUUGUGAUUGCUGGACUUGGUGAUGGGACAUAUGGUCCAGAUAUCGAUCGUGUAAUGGUACCAAGUAGCUAA